GGACUGUACCACAAAAAUGGCUGCUGUAGGUGACAACACCUCAUCAGUCGCAGAAAAGUUUAAACAUUUAUCUAUCGAAAACAAAACGGGCUUUGGAGCUGCUGAAAAUGAUCAAAUAAAUAUCUUAUCAAACAAUAGUUUACCUUUGCAAGAAGUAUAUAAACUUGCAUUAAACUUUUAUAAAGAAAAAGAAGGUAAAGCUGUUCAUUUAAGUUAUGAAGAUAAAUUGCAGUUAGUUGCCUUUUCGCAACAAGUUUCACACGGUCCUUUAUCAGAAGCAGUAUCAAAGUUACCCCCUUUAGGAGCCUUAGACGUUGUGGGUCGUGACAGACGAUUAGCGUGGCAAAAAUUAGGAAAUUUAGAUGCAGACCAAGCAAGAAGAGGUUUUGUCGAACUACUUUAUAGGCGUUGUCCUUUAUUCAAUGCUUAUACGGAAGCUCAUAGAUGUGAAAAAGAAGAACAAGAAAGACUAAUAGAAGAAGAGAGAAAACGUAGGUUAUUGGAAGAAGAAGAAAGAAAAAAACUAGAAGCUGAAGAAAAAUUGAAACGAGAACAGUUAGAAAAAGAAGAAUUAAUUAAACAGCAAAUAAAACAAGCUCUUAAUCAGCAAACUUAUGAACAAUUUAGGAAUUAUGCUGAGCAACAAUUUCCAGGGGAUCCUGAGAAACAGGGCACGCUAAUUAAACAAUUACAAGAGCAGCAUUACAUUCAGUAUAUGCAGCAAUUGCAGGCAGUUCAUAGGGAUGAAGAAAUAAUACUAAAGGGGACAGAUAAUGAGGUGAAUGCAAAUGAGGAGAAAACUCAGACAACAGAACAAUCUUCUGAUGAUCUAAAUAAUGGUUCUCCUCCUGCACUCUCAUCUCUUUCUGAAACACUUGUACCGGCGAAUAUGUGGACACGAUCAGAUAUUCAGGCAUUUAAACAGGCUGUGUCACAGGCUGAGGGUGAUGGGGUAGUAAGAGUUGGUCAUGGUGAGACUGUAACGGUUAGGGUGCCUACACACAAAGAUGGAUCAAGAAUUUUUUGGGAAUUUGCAACCGAUCAUUAUGAUAUUGGUUAGUAAAUUUUUUAUUGUU
This is a messenger RNA of Agrilus planipennis (emerald ash borer), 1076 nucleotides long. RefSeq names its product Golgi resident protein GCP60-like. The transcript is spliced from 4 exons. The record is from RefSeq and is a predicted model, not a curated record. Lineage: Eukaryota; Metazoa; Arthropoda; Insecta; Coleoptera; Buprestidae. The coding region runs from base 17 to 1060 and encodes 347 amino acids. Gene Ontology annotation, molecular function: fatty-acyl-CoA binding. Gene Ontology annotation, cellular component: Golgi membrane.